Aspergillus tanneri is the source of this 729-nucleotide messenger RNA. RefSeq names its product riboflavin synthase (gene RIB5). The transcript has 3 exons. Gene Ontology annotation, molecular function: riboflavin synthase activity. Lineage: Eukaryota; Fungi; Ascomycota; Eurotiomycetes; Eurotiales; Aspergillaceae. The record is from RefSeq and is a predicted model, not a curated record. Bases 1 to 729 code for a protein of 242 amino acids. Gene Ontology annotation, biological process: riboflavin biosynthetic process.
AUGGAGCCGAGGUCGAGUCAAUUCGUUUUCCGCGCUCCGCCGCAUUUCCACCGUCCAUCGGUCUCAUCCCUGGAACCCCUUGAUACCUCAUCCAGCGGUGGUGGAGGUACCUCGUUGACUAUUUCCGAUUGCGAGGAUAUCCUCGCCGAUGUCCAUCUGGGUGAUAGUAUCAGUGUAAAUGGAACAUGUCUCACGGUGACGACCUUCGAUAAAACCUCAUUCAAAGCCGGAGUCGCCCCCGAAACCCUCCGCCGCACGAAUCUAGGAUCCCUCGAAACGAAUUCCCGUGUCAACCUCGAGCGAGCCGUAUUGGGCGAGACCCGGAUGGGCGGUCAUUUCGUUCAGGGCCAUGUCGACACGAUUGCAAAGAUCCUCUCCGUCACGCCGGACGGGAACGCGCUGACGGUCCGUCUGCAGCCGCGCGAGAUCGAAGUGAUGCGGUAUAUCGUGGAAAAGGGCUUUGUGGCGCUGGACGGGGCCAGUCUGACCGUGACUAAGGUCGUGGAUGGUCCGGAUGGGUAUUUUGAGGUUAUGCUUAUUGCUUACACCCAGGAUAAAAUCGUCACGGCGGCGAAGAAGGCUGGUGAUGAUGUCAAUGUGGAGAUUGAUAUGGUGGGAAAGUAUGUUGAGAAGAGUGUCCAGGCUUACUUUGCGGGAACGGGGGGAGGAGAUAUAAGUAUCCUGGAAAAGAUGGUGUCUCGCCUUGUGGACGAGAAGUUGAAGCGGUGA